Messenger RNA from Medicago truncatula (barrel medic), 808 nucleotides. RefSeq names its product blue copper protein. The record is from RefSeq and is a predicted model, not a curated record. Gene Ontology annotation, cellular component: plasma membrane. Gene Ontology annotation, molecular function: electron transfer activity. The transcript is spliced from 2 exons. Bases 123 to 677 code for a protein of 184 amino acids. NCBI's taxonomy places the organism in Eukaryota, Viridiplantae, Streptophyta, Magnoliopsida, Fabales, Fabaceae.
CUCCUCUCUCUUUCUACGUACCAUAUAUUAACAACUCCCAAUCCCAUUCUUGCUUGCAAUUACAUAAAGCUAAACCAUUAUCUCAAUUCUCAAAUAAGAUCCUCGUAGCUUCCUUGAUUAAAAUGGCUUUCUCUAAUGCUUUGGUUUUAUGCUUCUUUUUAGCUAUCACUAUGCCAUUGCCGACUCUGGCAACAAACCACAUUGUUGGAGAUGGUUUAGGUUGGACAGUUGGUCCUGAUUAUAACACAUGGACUAGUGACAAAACCUUUGCAGUUGGUGACAGUCUCGUGUUCAACUAUGUAGCUGGGCACACAGUGGAUGAAGUUAAAGAAAGUGACUAUAAAUCAUGCACAACUGGAAAUUCAAUUAGUACAGACAGUAGCGGUGCCACAACCAUUCCCCUCAAAGAAGCGGGAACACAUUACUUCAUAUGUGCUAUUCCUGGACAUUGCACAUUUGGCAUGAAACUCUUUGUUAAGGUUAAGCCUUCUUCUGCUGCUCCUUCUGCAACACCAUUACCAUCAGGGAAAGGUUCACCUUCCGAUCGCACCCCUGCCGCAACAACCACCACCACUACUCCUACCAUACAAAGUGCAUCUUCAGCUACUACCAUCUCACCAACUGUUGCUUUCUUUUUCACUGUUUCCUGGAUCUUGAUCCAUCAUAUAUUAGUGUGAUGAGAUAAUUUUAUGAGAGGCGGUGCUUCGUUUAUUUUCCUCUUCCGUGUCAUUAUCUAUUAAUUUAAUUUAAAUUCUUGUAUGAUCUAUUCAGACUUAUGGAGGUUGUAGUAUUAAUCAUCAAUCUAGGA